AUGACUUUGAUCCUAGUCAAGGGAGCCAUCUUUGUCUCUAGCAGGAAUGGCUUUGUGGGAAACUUCUUUGUUAGUGUGAAUCACAUCUGCAUGUUGAGAGACAGAGAGAAGAAACCUGUACACCUCAUCCACUUGGUUUUUACACAUAUUAUCAUGCUUCUUUCCAAGGGAAUGAGAAAGACAAUAGCAGCUUUGGGUUUGAGAGAUUUUCUAUAUGACAUAGGCUGUAAGGUGGUGGUUCACCUGGAGAGGGUGGCCCGCAGCCUGUCCAUCUGCCCCACCAGUCUCCUCACAGUGGCCCAGGCCAUCUCCAUCAGCCCCAGAGCCUCCAGGUGGGGGAGGCUGCAGCCCAGGUCUGCAUGGCACCUGCUUCCCUUCUUUCUCUUCUUGUGGAUACUCAAUUUCUUGAUCAGCAUGAGUUUACCAUUUUACAUAAAAAGUAUCAGAACCAUGAACACAUCACAAACUACUAAAAGUGAAAACUACUGUUUUUUCCAAUCAGAAAACUGUAUCAUCAGUUGGAUUUUUGCUGCUCUCAUGGUCCUACGAGAUGCUGUGUUCCAGGGUGUCAUGGGCGGGGCCAGUGGCUACAUGGUCUUCCUCCUCCACAAGCACCAUCAGAGUGUUCUCUACCUUAAAACCUCCAAGCUCCUGUGCAAAACUCCCCCUGAGACAAAGGCUGCUCACACUGUUCUCCUUCUGAUGCUCUGCUUUCUCUCCUUUUACUGGGCAGAUUGCUUCCUUUCUUUAUAUACAACCUUCUGCUCACACAAGGAUUCCACUGCAGCAAGUGUGGAAGAGUUUCUGACCCUUGGCUAUGCUGUCAUCAGCCCCUUUGUGCUGAUUCACAGAGACGGACGCCUGGCUGAAUGUGGUCAUGCUCAGUAA
Messenger RNA from Ictidomys tridecemlineatus (thirteen-lined ground squirrel), 888 nucleotides. Its product is annotated as vomeronasal type-1 receptor 4. Lineage: Eukaryota; Metazoa; Chordata; Mammalia; Rodentia; Sciuridae. Gene Ontology annotation, cellular component: membrane. Gene Ontology annotation, biological process: G protein-coupled receptor signaling pathway. Gene Ontology annotation, molecular function: pheromone receptor activity. The record is from RefSeq and is a predicted model, not a curated record.